Adineta ricciae is the source of this 370-nucleotide messenger RNA. The record is from the annotation of a GenBank genome assembly. Lineage: Eukaryota; Metazoa; Rotifera; Eurotatoria; Adinetida; Adinetidae.
GAACACUUAUGUAACACCUAGCCGAUAACACCAUCUUCUCGUCAAGAACAAAAUGCAUCCAUAAUCCUAUAAAUGUCGAUCUAAUAUUUAAGUCGGUGCUCACUGUUUUUUCCAAACAACAUCAACAUUUUCUUCAAAAAUAUAUCUCAGUUCCACAAAACAGCUUGCUCAAAAACAGAGUACUUUUAUCAGAUUUACAUCAACGAUACAAGAAACAAUCGAAAUUCAUGUUCAAACAUAUGGAAUAAAACCACUUGAAAUGAAACGAGAUUUAAAAUUAGCAUUAGUCAACUAUGAUUAUGAUUCAGAAAUGCUGCAACGUGAAUACUUCCAAGAGCAGCCGAAUAACUAUCAAGGGAAGAAAAUUUGA